GUGAGACGGUUCCCCACGGUUCUGCUUCUCCUCUCUAUCCUGUUCCUGUUCCUGUUCCUGUUCCGUGUUUGUCGAAGAAGAAAAAUAGGGAUUGUUUUGUUUUUUUGGAGUCAAAAAAAAAAAGGGAAAGGAAAGAGUCUAAGUUGUAGAAUAUAUGAAUGGGAACUGCAUCAUCGGUUAUGGAGGUUCUUCUUCUCGAUUUUCUGAUGCUUUUUUCCAAAGGUACUCCUUGAAGAUCCCAUUUGAUUUUCGUUUUGGAUCUCUUUUUUUCUGAACAUCAAGAAUUUUUUUCCUUUUAAAUUUUUAGAAUAUUGCUUUAAAAGAUAUACUUUUUUUUUGUGUGUGGAGGAUUUAUGGAGAUCCCUGGGCUAGGGUUAGAUAUAAUUUUCCUUUAGCAUUUUUUAAAUUGUGAAAGUCUUUUUUUUUUUUUUUCCAAGAAAGUAGCGAAAAUUUCUAGGCUGGGAUUUUAAUUUUUAAGUGGGUGUGUGAGGAUUGUGUCAUCUGAUUUAUAAAUCUAGGGUUUUGAUAGUGGUGAAUUGAUAGGAAGAAGGUUUGUGUGUGUGCGUGUGUGUGCUAAGGUUGUUUUGUUGAAUUGUUCAUGGGAUUGGCAACAUUAAACGGAGCAGAAAUAAAACUCAUGAGGUAAAAUGGGUGAUUCUCUUCUCACCUGUCUGUCAAUGGAGAAUCAUCACCCGUCAACUCUCUUGUCCAUGGAUUCAAGUGUAAGUGUAUCUCCUCAUGAGGAACUGGAUUUGGAGAUGAAUCCACAAAUCAUUCUUUCACGUCCUCCUGAUAUCAAUUUGCCCCUCUCAGCAGAGCGAAGCCCGCCUCCACAGCCAUGGAAUUCUGAUCCAUGUGAUAUUUUAGAUGUUGGUCUUGGUACUCAAGGAUAUGAGACUGAGAGUUUUCUCAACCUUCCCAAAGCUGGAAGGAAAUGCACCAAGCGAGUUGAUAGCAUAUGGGGUGCUUGGUUUUUCUUCAGAUUUUACUUUAAGCCCGUGUUGCAUGAAAAAUCCAAGGCCAAGGUUAUCAGGGACAGCAAUGGUGUUUCAGGGUUUGAUAAAUCUGAUCUUAAGCUUGAUGUUUUCAUGGUUCAACAUGACAUGGAAAACAUGUAUAUGUGGGUUUUCAAGGAGAGGCCGGAAAAUGCAUUGGGUAAGAUGCAGCUGAGGAGUUACAUGAAUGGGCACUCUCGCCAAGGGGAGCGCCCGUUUCCUUUUAGUGUUGACAAGGGUUUUGUUCGAUCCCACAGGAUGCAACGAAAGCAUUAUAGAGGGCUUUCAAACCCGCAAUGUGUCCAUGGCAUUGAGGUUGUUCCAUCACCCAAUCUGAUGGGUCUCGAUAAGGAUGAGCAGAAAAGGUGGAUGGAACUCACCGGCAGAGAUUUGAAUUUCAAGAUCCCUCCUGAAGCAAGCGACUUCAGUUCGUGGAGAAAUCUUCCCAACACGGACUUUGAGCUUGACAGACCACCUCACCCAGUUAAGAGUGCUGCGAAUCCUCAUCCUAAGAAAUUGCUUAACGGAUCUGGGCUGAAUUUGUCAACUCAUCUGUCUAACCAUAGUAAUGGUGAUGGCAUUGAUCUAUCUCCUGUCAAUGGCAAGAAGAGGAAGGAUUUUUUUCUUUAUGGGAAUGACGAAGAAUGUUACUUGGCUGUUAAUACUCCAUCUGAUCGGAUUCCAGAUAUAGAAAUGCACCCAAGUGAACCACAUUGGUUGAGUGACUUCAGUGGGGUGAUGAAGAAUGUUUGUGGACCUGUUACGGCUGCAAAAACUAUCUAUGAGGAUGAACAAGGUUACUUGAUUAUUAUCAGUUUACCGUGUGUGGAUCUUCCGAGCGUGAAAGUUUCUUGGAGGAAUACUCUCACUCAUGGUAUCAUAAAAGUUUCUUGUGUGAGCACAUCUGGGAAGCCAUUUAUCAAGAGACAUGAAAGGACGUUCAAGCUUACAGAUCCAUCAUCAGAGCACUGUCCUCCUGGGGAGUUUGUUCGUGAAAUCCCUCUUUCAACUCGAAUUCCCGAAGAUGCCAAUAUAGAAGCAUACUAUGAUGGGCCAGGAUCGGUGCUUGAGAUCAUGGUGCCAAAACUUCGUGAGGGACCAGAAGAGCAUGAAGUUCGUGUUUGCCUUCGCCCUCAUCUUGGAGGGAAUGAUCUUAUGUUGACUUGAUUUGGGCAUUUGUUAAAAAUUAUUGGGGUUGCAAGCAUGGUCCGUAAAUUAUUGUUUUACUAACUUUGUACCUGUGUAAUCUACAAUACAAAUCUAUUUUUUUUUUCUUACUAAUUGCGAUGUUUCUUUUUUUUUGGUCCAUGCAUCUAUUAGCUUUUGAUUGUAAUCAUUCUUUAUCUUUUAACAUCCAUUCCUGAUCAUUGAUAUGAAAUUGUUAAAUAUCAACUUCCUUUUA
Messenger RNA from Gastrolobium bilobum, 2397 nucleotides. RefSeq lists its product as uncharacterized. The record is from RefSeq and is a predicted model, not a curated record. NCBI's taxonomy places the organism in Eukaryota, Viridiplantae, Streptophyta, Magnoliopsida, Fabales, Fabaceae. The coding region runs from base 648 to 2162 and encodes 504 amino acids. The transcript has a single exon.